AUGCGAGCUCUUUUAUUCUUUACUUGGCUCUUUGGUGCCUCGGCAACAAUUCUUGAGAAUGGCCAGGCUCGGUUGAACCCGUAUCCGGGGCAAGCCGAAGUCAUUUCGCUGGACAAGAAUACAUGGAAGACCUACAAGCCUGACGCAAAGGAGAUUUCCUACAAGGGGAGAUGGGACGACAAGCAUAUUUCUUGGUGGUCAGCUCCUGGGUUUAAGCUUGCAUUCACUGGUGAAAAGCUCGCCCUGUCCUUCGGUCAAUACACCAGUCAAGGGGUCCUCGUGGCAUACAGACUGGGUGGCCAGGACUGGCAAUUCUCCAAUGUCACUGCCAAUGCCACAUAUCAAUUUAUUGGACCUACGACCACGGGGCUCAAUCUCACUAAUGCCGGCGACGCAAAGACCUUUGAGCUGAGAGUUACAAACUGGGCCUAUGGAUGCGUUUCCCCGGAUCUGCUGAGCUCCGGUGACUACGCGACAUACGAAGGACUGUCCUCAUGGGCCUAUGAUUUCGCAGCAGGACUCGGAAACGUAGAAUACUCCAUCACAGCCUAUCCCGGUAUCUGCCUCCACGACCAGAAUUGCUGGGGUAAUCCCCGCGGUCAGUCCUACCAAUGGUACUGCACCUCCGACACAUCCUGGCGCGCACACGAGAUCUACGGCGAUAAUCCACCCAGGUGGAACUUUGCGGCUCAACAUCCAGCCGAUCUGGUGGUCAUCAACAUCGGCACAAACGACAAUAACCAGGUGAACAAUGUCUCAAGCACAGACUACUACAACGACUAUGUCACUCUCGUGGGCAACAUCCACAAGAUCUGGCCAAAGGCGGAGAUUGUUCUUAUGUCCCUGUGGGGUGGUUUCGGAGCCUCCGGAGAUACAUACGUCCAGGGCCCUAUCUGGGUGAACGAGAUCAAGCGGGUUUACCAGCAUUACGAGAAGCAGGGGUUCAUUCAUUAUUUCGACACGACGGGCAUCCUGCAGCACAACGAUAUCGCGCCGCAGUGGCAUCCCACGGAUGUUGGACAUCUGAAGAUUGCCGCGCAUCUGAUGCAGUGGGUGAAGUUGAAGUUUGGGUGGGAGUUCGGGGCUACCGGGCCUGAGGUGCAUCAUGGGACCUUGUACUGGAAUGAUCAGGCGAAUUACUAG
Messenger RNA from Aspergillus thermomutatus, 1143 nucleotides. Its product is annotated as SGNH/GDSL hydrolase family protein. Gene Ontology annotation, molecular function: carboxylic ester hydrolase activity. The transcript is spliced from 10 exons. The coding region runs from base 1 to 1143 and encodes 380 amino acids. NCBI's taxonomy places the organism in Eukaryota, Fungi, Ascomycota, Eurotiomycetes, Eurotiales, Aspergillaceae. The record is from RefSeq and is a predicted model, not a curated record.